Zea mays is the source of this 968-nucleotide messenger RNA. Its product is annotated as dirigent protein 4. Bases 93 to 701 code for a protein of 202 amino acids. NCBI's taxonomy places the organism in Eukaryota, Viridiplantae, Streptophyta, Magnoliopsida, Poales, Poaceae. The record is from RefSeq and is a predicted model, not a curated record. The transcript has a single exon.
UCCGGAUUAGGAGAACACCUUGCCGCUCAUAUUUCCUUCCAUUCCGUUAACAAUUGAUCACCGUAAUUGUAUCCAAACCUUGGGCUAUAAAAAUGCAAAUCGCACUCUGUACUGUACCAAAUCCACCGUAUCGAAAAGAACACACACACACCAUGCCCACUCCACCCGUGCUCCUCCGCCUCGUCGCUGUCCUGCUCGCCGCCAUCUCCCUCCGAUCCACCGCCACCGCCGCCCGCCACGAGAAUACCACCCAGCUGCACUUCUUCCUCCACGACACUCUGAGCGGGAAGGACCCGAGCGCGGUGCUGGUGGGCCGCGGCGCCGGCCGUGAGCCGAGGCCCGACGACCCGGUGCCCUUCAGCUCCCUGUACGCCACGGACGACGUGCUCACCGAGGGCCCCCAGCGGCAGUCCAAGGUGGUGGGCAACGCGCAGGGGUUGUACGUCUCGUCCGGCAGGGGCAAGCUGUCGCUCGUCCUCGGCAUGGACUUCGAGCUCACCGACGGGCCCUUCAACGGCAGCGCCUUCGUCGUGUACUCGCGCAACACGGUGACGCGCCCCGUCGGCAGGGAGCUCGCCGUCGUCGGCGGCCGCGGCGCGUUCCGGAUGGCCCGUGGGUACGCCCUGCUCCGCACGCAUUUCUUGGACAACGGCAAUGGCGACGCCAUCAUAGAGUACAACGUCACCCUCUUCCACCAUUGAUCGAGCUAGUUCCUUCGCCGUGCAUGCCUGCGCGCUCCGUGUCCUCGUUGUAGCACAAUAACCGUGUAGAUGUACAUGUUAGGAUUUAUGGGCUUGGCCCAAUUAAGAAAUUCAAAUAAAUCCCAGAAAAUCUCAAAAGCCCAUACAAGAGGAUGGCUAGAGGAUAGAUGGAACCAUUAGCAUCAUAUUGCUAACUCUAGUGGAGUAGAGCUAGCUUAAAUAUGAAAGCCACACUCACUCACCAAGUCAUGGAUGAGAGGAGAGAGU